Papaver somniferum (opium poppy) is the source of this 3016-nucleotide messenger RNA. RefSeq lists its product as uncharacterized. Gene Ontology annotation, biological process: SCF-dependent proteasomal ubiquitin-dependent protein catabolic process. Gene Ontology annotation, cellular component: SCF ubiquitin ligase complex. Lineage: Eukaryota; Viridiplantae; Streptophyta; Magnoliopsida; Ranunculales; Papaveraceae. Bases 125 to 2680 code for a protein of 851 amino acids. The record is from RefSeq and is a predicted model, not a curated record. The transcript has 6 exons.
UCACUAAAAACACACACACACACACCUAAAAAUCCCAUUUUUAGUUCAUUCCAAUUUCCCCUUUUCACACCAUUGAAUUCGUCAAAUCCCUAAUUUAUUUAUAUAAUCUCUCAAAAAGAAAAUCAUGACAAUAACAACAAGAUCCGGCAAAGAAAUCAAAACCCCUCCUAAUUUAUCUCCAAAACCCCCAAAAUCUCUCAUCAAAACCCCUAAUUUAUCUCCUUCAACCCCAAAUAAAACCAAAGAAAAAUCCCCCAAAAUCACUCAAUCCAAUCCAAAAUCAGUUCAAUCUACUUCCUUGAGACGAAGUUCUAGACUCUCAUCAUCUACACCUAAUAUUGAACAAAAGGGGGAAGAGAAUCACCAAGAAAUUAGGGUUUCAGAGAAAGUAAUUAGGGUUUUUGAUAAAGAGAAAGAAAAUCAAGAGAUUAAGGGGUUGGGUUCUGUAAAGAGGAAGAAAAAGAGUACUGGGGCUGAUGAUGAUGAAGGAUUGAAGAAGAAGAAUAAACAGAAGAAGGGUUUUGAGGGAUUGGGAAAUUUGGGUUCUGGGUCUGGUGGUUCUUUGAGGAGGAGUAAGAGGCUUAUGAAGAGUGAUGAUGGUGAUGAGAAUGAGGAUUUGAAGAAGAAAGAAAUGGAGUUUGAUCUUAACUGCGUGCCAUUGUCGUCGGGGAGUGAUGAUUCUGUUGAUGAAGGUGAAGGGGAGGAGGAGGAGAGAAAGGGGGUGAUUGAUAUUGAUUCCUCUUCAGAAGCAGAAGAGGGAUUAGACUUAAAUUUGGGAGGUAUAGAUGUUGAAUAUGGAAAUAUUGAUGUUAUGGAAAUGGCAGGGAGUAGUGCCAAUGUUGUCGAUGAGUAUCGGAGGAAGUAUAGUGCAAAGGAAAAAGGUAAGGGGAAAUUGAAUACGGCGGAGGGUUCGUGGUUGUCGAUGAGUAUGGAAGCGGAUAUGAUACCCGAAGAAGGUGAAACUGAUAUGGGAAUGUUGCCUGAGGAAGGCAAUGCUGGUACUGUGGGUUCGAGUACUAUGAAUGAGGAGGAGGGUCUUAAUCUUCUUGGGGAAUUUGAGGAGAGGGUGCGAGAAUUUGAAGAGAGGGAAAAAUCGAUAAAAAUGGUUAGGCUGAGAGCAAGAAUGAGAAAGGAUAGGAAGAGAUGGGUUAAAGAACGAGCUGCGGCAAGUGCUUCUAGGUUUGCGCGGGUUCAACGUGAAGACGAGGUAGAUGAUGAGCAAAGGGUUGCUGCUGGGAAUGAGAAUGAUGCGGUGGCGGAGCCUGCAAUUGAUCAAGAAGUUGAGGAUUGGCCUGGUCCAUUUUCUACUGCAAUGAGAAUAAUCAAGCAGCGGGAGAAGGGAAAUGUUCCAACGAGGACUUGGGCUGCAAGUGAAAAAGAACCGGACGUUGAAUGGGAAGGCGCGACUGAUCCGGAAAGAAAGAGAGUGACUCCUAAGUUGGAAGAUAUGAGCAUGAAUCUUCUUGCUAAGCAUGUGGAAGCACUUUCAUCACUUAGAGGUGUCCCAGAUGUGCUUAGGAAUAAACUAAGCAAUGUGUUGUGUGAUUCUCGAAAGAUGGAUUCUCAUUUUAUGGAGCUUCUUACUAGUGGAUCUCCAGCAGAGAUUCGUGUAAAAGAUGGUUCAUGGUUGACAGAGGAGGAGUUUAGCAAGAUCAUGAAGGGGUGUGACACCAGUAAUUUGACGGUCCUUCAACUUGAUCUAUGUGGGCAUUGCUUACCUGAUUAUACCCUGCGUCCAGUUUUGGCUCAGUCACCUAAUAGUUUGCCCGCGUUAUCAUCUAUAUCUCUGAGGGGUGCGUGCCGGCUUACAGAUAGUGGUAUAAAGGCACUUGUUGCUUCAGCACCUUCACUAUGUUCUGUAAAUCUGGCAGCCUGCCCGCUUUUAAGUUAUACAAGUAUUAUGUAUAUGGCCGAUGCUCUUGGGUCUGUGCUUAAAGAAUUAUACUUGGAUGACUGUCAAAAUAUUGAUAUGAUGCUGAGUCUACCUGCAUUGCAAAGACUCGAAUUUCUGGAAGUUUUGUCAUUAGCUGACAUAGAAACUGUCUCUGAUGAUUUUGUAAGUAACUUUGUGACUGUAUGUGGACGGAAUUUGAAGGAGCUUGAUUUCUCUGGUUGUAGUAAAUUGACUGAUAGAUCCCUGAAAGCUGUUGGAGAAAAGUGUUCCGCAUUACAAACUCUUCAUCUUGCUAAUUUACACAAACUGACAGAUUCUUCAUUAGGAUACCUUGCCAAUGGCUGUCGGUCGAUUCAAACCCUCAAACUUCGCGGCAAUGCAUUCAGUGAUUUAGCUGUUGCCGCAUUCCUUGAAGCCUCGGGAGAACCUCUUACAGAAUUUUCUUUAAAUAAGGUCAAGAAGGUUGGUAGACAUACAGCUAUUUCACUGGCAAGGUGCUGCUCAAAAAACUUGCUGAGCCUGGAUGUGUCUUGGUGCCGCAGUUUGACGGACUCUGCACUAGGAUUAAUUGUGGAUAGCUGUAAAAAACUGAAAAUCGUCAAAGUGUUUGGAUGCACACAGAUAACAUCUAAAUUUGUGAGUGGUCACUCGAAUGCUUGUGUCCAGAUAGUUGGAUUGCAGUUGACGCCGAUUUUAGAGCAUCUUAACAUCCUUGGUCAUCAGGAAGCUACAUUACGCUAUUCAUCUGUUCCUGUCCGUAUAGAAUCACAAGAUAUGCAAGAUUAAGGUUUGUGACACCUACAGUAUAGGAUUCCAACUAGUUUGCAAGUUUUUACCCCUUUAACUUACUUCAUACGAGAAUGCUCCAUCUUACAAAACUUAAAAAAUACAAACGGCAUCCCUUUUUUUCAACCUGAUAUACUUGGUGAAUGAAGUAAAUUUCAGUACCAUACUAAAUAUGUCGCACCUUCUUCUGGUUACAACAUUAUUAAUGGUCUUUCUACAUAGUAUAUAUUUGAAUGUUAGAUUAUUUAAGUAUUAUCGGUUUAGGUGUAAUGUAAUCUGUAAAACAGUUGGUUGAAGUAAAAAUCGUAUCUGAUUUAACGGGAAUUUAUGGUCUUA